Molecule: messenger RNA, 2013 nt
Organism: Nematocida major
Lineage: Eukaryota; Fungi; Microsporidia
Product: elongation factor 2
Exons: 1
Coding region: 1-2013 (670 amino acids)
Biological process (GO): translational elongation
Cellular component (GO): ribonucleoprotein complex; cytosol
Molecular function (GO): translation elongation factor activity; GTPase activity; GTP binding
Source: RefSeq, a predicted model, not a curated record
AUGCAGGAAGAGAGGGAGAAAAAAGAAAGAGAAAGUCCGCGGGAGUACGUAGUGAAUCUUAUAGCGCACGUAAACCACGGGAAAACCACGGUAAUGGACAACGUCUUAGAGCAUCUCGGGGUAAUAUCUCGCAGCAUGGCCGGAGAAGCCAGACUCCUGGACUCCCGGAGAGACGAGCUGGAGAGGGGAAUGACGAUGAAGCUUUCUCCUGUGAGUGUUUUUUUUCAGGGCAAAAAAAUAACGUUUUUAGACACUCCCGGGCACUUGGAGUUUAAGUCCCUCACGGAGUCCACGUUCAUUCUCUCGGACGUCUCCCUCGUGAUUGUCGAUGCCACGAAGGGGGUCACUGAAAGGCUGAAGCAGCUCACCCGGGGACUUAGCGAGAACAAGUGCCGGAUUCUCCUGCUCGUGAACAAAAUAGACGCUCUUUUCAGGCUCGGGGUGGAAACGGGGGAAAUUGAGCACAGAAUUCAGGAGAUUCUCCUGGGGGUGGGGGAGGACUGUUCUGGGGAGGAGGUCAGCUGGGAGUGCGGGAAUGUGAUUAUUGGGAGUGCCCGCGAGAACUGGGCUCUUUCCAGGGACUCAGACCCCUCCAGGGCCCUGAAUAAGCCUGAAGGAAGCGUAAAAUUGACCCUGAAAAAAGCCGUUAGACUCGCUCAAAGCGUGUACAGGCUCCAGAGGGAGGAGCUCCUGCAGCUCGCAGAGCGUGUGGGAUCUGCAGGCAGGCCCGGAGGAAGGGGAAAUAUCCACGCGAAAGACGUUAUGUCCCAUGCUUUCGGGUUUUUCAGGGCACUUUAUAACGGCAUUUCCUCCCUUGGAGCAGAAAACAUAAAUUUUUCAGCAGAAAAUUCAGAGGGCGUAAUUGCCGUUAUAUGCGCUAACAUCGUCCUCAACGGGGAAAUAGUCGCAAUUGCAAGAACCCUCCAGAACAGGCACAUUUCCGUUGGGGAGUCCGUUUUCCUUAUGGAGGGAGAAAACACAGAACCUGCCUCCGUCCAGAGCCUCCUCUACUUCACGGAGAGCCUCGACCGAGUCCAAAAAGCCACGGGACUCGUGGGAAUUGCCGGACUCCCCUGCAGGAAGCGCGGAAUUGUUGCCUCCCACCCCACAGAGGAGGCAAAAGCCUUCCUACGCGCCCUGAAAUGGAGGAAUUUCUCCCCCCUUUUCACGGACAUCCUCAUCCCCGCCCCGGAGCAGUACGAGACUCUCCUGGAGAAGCUCUCCCUCCUCGCGAGAUGCGAGCCAGGACUCUUCCUCAGCACAAGACACGGGGAAAUCAUCGUCCGAAGUGAUGGAGCCCUGCAAAUAGACAAGAUAAAAACGGACUUGGAGGGUUUCAGGUUCACCACGCAGGACCAGUCCGGAGUCUACCAGGAGACUGUAGAGGGAGGAUCCGGAGUCGUAAAAUUCCCGAACUCUGAGACCCCGUAUAAAGUCGCCUUUAAGAGAGUCCUAGAAGUGCCAGAGGAGAAUUCCGGGGGAUACAGGCGCCUUUUCGGGCGAGACUUGUUUCUCUCCUGCCCUGAGGAUCUCCCCCAGGAGGUAAAACUCAGCAUUUUCUCCCUCCUUCAGGCAGGACCUUUCCUCCUGGAGAAGUGCAAUAUGCUCGCUCUUCGCGUGGAAAGGGCGGAGGACGCAGGAGAAAGUGCGCCCGAAACUCUCCCGCAGGUAUACCUCAACUCCACGCCCAGACUCCUCGUAAAUCACACGCUUUUGCAGGUUUCCGUCCCCCUCCCCCACGCAAAAGCUGCAGGAAAUGCGAUAUCCAAGGCCCCAGUUCGCCUGGCUUCCACGGAAGUGCGGGAUGCCUCCAUCCUCUUCCGCCUGAGAGUCCCCGUCUCAGAGAUUAAGGCCCUUGUAAGCGCUCUUCUCCAGCAGACGAAGGGAGAGGCAGAUAUUCUCCCAGAAAAAAAAGUCUUUUUUAUUCCCCCGGAGAGGCCGGAGUACGAGCAAAGCCUUUCCCGGGAGAUCCGCGAGAGAAAAGGCCUCGUACAAAAAGAAAAAAUAGCGUAA